This is a messenger RNA of Cimex lectularius (bed bug), 2879 nucleotides long. RefSeq names its product dynein intermediate chain 2, ciliary. Gene Ontology annotation, biological process: outer dynein arm assembly; cilium movement. Gene Ontology annotation, molecular function: dynein light chain binding; dynein heavy chain binding. The record is from RefSeq and is a predicted model, not a curated record. Gene Ontology annotation, cellular component: outer dynein arm. Bases 816 to 2870 code for a protein of 684 amino acids. The transcript is spliced from 10 exons. NCBI's taxonomy places the organism in Eukaryota, Metazoa, Arthropoda, Insecta, Hemiptera, Cimicidae.
UCACUAAUCACCACACGUUAAACUUAUUAAUUCGUUACCCUGGACUGCCAAACGUUUUUCGAUAUCUUAAGUGUUGGGUUUGUGUACAGCAAAAGAACUGUUCAAACACAAUAUGCACAGACCAACAUUAAUGUGCUAUCUUUUGAUAGUUUCUGAUCAUUUUGGUCUUAUUUGCUUUUUUUGGUCUGUCUAAAUUUUUAUUAUUUAUUAAUUCGUUAAAUUGGCCUUCCAAACGUUUUUCGAUUACCUUCAGUGGUGGGUUUACAACAACGAAAGGACUACACUGAUACAAUAACGCACAGACCAAAAUUAACUUUCUGUCGUUUGGUCGUUUCUGAUCAUUUUGAUCAUUUCGCAUGUUUGAUCUGUCUAAAUAUUUAUUGCUUUUCAAUUCGUUACCUUGGUUGUCCAGACGCUUUUCGACAUCUUCAAUGGUGGGUUUGUGUUAAAAAAAAGGACUAUACUGACAAUACGCCCAGACCAAAAUUAACGUUCAAUCGUUUGGUCGUUUCUGUUCUGUAUAAAUUUUGAUUGCAUCCCAGUUGGUUAGUUUGGUCUGCUUGGCGCUUUUGGACAUCUUCAGUGAUGGGUUUACAACAGCAAAAGAACUAUACUGACACAAUAAUGCACACACCAAUAUUAACGUUUUAUUGUCUGGUCGUUUCUGAUCAUUUUGACUAUAUUCGCUUAUUUGUUCUUUCUCAAUUUUGAUUGCUUUGAUUCGUUACCUCGGCCUGCCAAACGUUUUUCGGUAUCUUCAGUGUUGGAUUUGAGUCAAUCUGACUUAACAUAUCAGUCCUGUUUAAUGAUUUUUCAUGAUCAAAGUGUUGGAGGAGAUCCAUCAAAGGGUUUUAGUUUCAAUAAAUCCACAAUUCGACGUGAAUGUUGUCGAGUUCAACUUCAAAACGUUUGAAUUUCGACCUUCGACAGCGAAUAGGACGGUGGUCGUCUUGUGCGACAUCCCUGGAAACUUGGUCGAGACGGAGACCGAAGAUGUAAGGCGACUAUCUAUUGAAGAGGAAGACGAUGCAGUAGUAGUGGAAGAAGAGCCUGUUGAGGAAAAAGAUGAGGGAACUGAACCCCCCUUGAUCCAAGCAGAAGAAUUGGAUGACACAGCCAUUGAAAAUCUAGAAGAUUCUGAAGUUAUGAGUGAUAUAGGAGAUAAACAAAAGUAUUACAAUGAUGAUGAAAGAGGAGACGAUGAAGGCGAUGAGGGCGAUCACAUUGGAGAAGAUUCUACCCAAACGGAAGACGAAUUAAAAAAGAAAGGAAAAAAGAAAAAGCUGACUAACCAGUUCAAUUUUAGUGACAGAGGUGCUCUAACUUACUCAGUUGUAGUAAGAGAUGGAAGUACACAGACAGUUCCACCCCCAACGGCAACAAUGAGUGGUCAGGUUACACAAUGGAGAAUAUUUGAUUACUAUCAAAAAGACUAUGAGAAUCUAAUAGCCCAAAAAGAAAAAGAUAGAAUGGUUAAAACAGUCGUGGGAAAGAAAGAUGAAGAUGCAAGAAAAACGGUGACCCUUUCAUCUGAUGAAUCAUACAACUAUAGGUUGUCGCAGGCGACAAAGAUUAUGGAACGGAUGGUUAAUCAAAAUACGUUUGAAGAAAUCGCCUUUGAUUGUCAGUUCUAUGAUGACCCUGCUGAUAAAUAUAGGCAAAACGAAGGUGGAGUACUUCCACUCUGGGAAUUCAAGCAUGAUGAAUCCAAAGGAUUGACUGUUACAGACCUUACAUGGAAUUCAAAAUAUUAUGAUAUGUUUGGAGUAUCUUUUGGCUCAUUUACGUAUAAGAAUAAAUUGAAAAAAGGAGUAGUAUGCGUGUACACUCUAAAAAAUCCCGCAUAUCCAGAAAAAAUCAUCCGCUUUCGAAGUGGAGCAAUGUGCAUUGACUUUCAUAAUACAAGACCGUAUUAUCUUGCUAUUGGGCUUUAUGAUGGUUCUUUAUGUGUCUUCAAUGUUAAAGAGGGAGAUAAUCAUCCUCUUCUUUAUAGCAAUGUGUGGAAAAAACAUUCAGGAUCAGUUUGGGAAGUUCACUGGUGUGAUGAUCCUCGAGACACACAAUUAUGUUUUUAUUCAGUAGGUUCAGAUGGUAAAAUUUGUAAAUGGUUAGUACUUCCAAAUGAAUUGGCCCAAACGCCAGUCAUCACUCUUUAUUUGGACAUAGAAAAAAUUGAUGGUCCUGAUGGAAUAUCAUUUUCUCUAACUGCUUCACCUAAAUGUGUAGCAUUCGAUCCUGAAAACUAUGAGAUAUUCUUAGUCGGCACAGCUGAAGGAAAUAUUUAUAAAUGCAGUGUCUCAUAUGCAUCAUCAUAUUUGCAUCUUUAUUAUGCCCAUGACAUGCCAGUCAACAGGAUCAGUUACAACAAUUAUCUAUGUGACAUAUUCGCUUCUUGUAGUGAUGACUGGCGUGUUAAAAUAUGGGAAGAUAAACGAAGUGAACCGCUUUUUGUUUUUGAUCUAGAAUGUGUUGUUGGUGAUAUACAGUGGGCACCAUAUUCCAGUACCGUUUUUGCUGCUGUUACAUCCGAUGGGAAUAUUCAUAUUUACGACCUUAAUAUUAACAAGCAUGAUGCAAUAUGUGUACAGACAAUUUUUGCUUUUGAGCAGUCGAUAGCUACUAGACUUCGUUUUAAUAAUAAAAUACCAAUUAUCUUAGCAGGAGAUAGCAAAGGGCAUGUCAUAUCUGUCAAAGUUUCACCAAACUGCCGCCUUCCAACAAAGGCCCCCAAAAAAAUGGGCGCUAUUGAACCAGGUCAAUUAGAAGUGAUGAAGCUCGAAAAGGUUUUAGCCUUUGUCAGAGAACCUGCUGUCAAUGGGGAUAUUAUCAACGAAGGAAAUGAGCUAAGAGGGUCGAGGAAAGACAUAUAAAAAUUUGAA